Molecule: messenger RNA, 1233 nt
Organism: Durusdinium trenchii
Lineage: Eukaryota; Dinophyceae; Suessiales; Symbiodiniaceae
Source: the annotation of a GenBank genome assembly
UUUUCACCGUUGCGUCCGUUGGGUAUGGUACUCUAUCCUGUUUCCGCCUGACGAAAGAGUGUUCUCUGAACCUUUCGGAUCAAGAGUUGCGCUAUCUCAGCUAGUUUGUUUGUGAGUUCUACGUGUCUCUGAUUAUCCUUUUGUAUCCUUUUGUAGCAUGUAUUGUGCUGCAAUUCUGUGUGUCCUUUUCACCAUCAGCUCUGCGAACCGUGUGAUGCAUGAGUCAAACGCAGGUGACAAGGCUGGAUACUGUGAUGGAUACUACAAUUUGAAAUAUUUUGGCAAACAAGCCAGAAGAUGCAGACGCUUGGAACAGCCGCAAGAUUGUGCGGACUAUUGCGAAUGGCACGAAGAAAAGGUAGAAAAGGUUUGCUAUUGCAUAUGGAUUGAGGGCAGAACUUCACCCGCAUCUCAAGGCCAUUGUGAUGGUCGCUACGAUCCAGAACACUAUCCACGGCAAGUGAGCACCUGUAGAACCGCUGGUUGGAAGGACUGUGCGAGCGAGCACUGCAAGUGGCUUGCCGAGCCUGCUCCGCAAUCAUCAGAGGGCUACUGUGAUGGCCGGUACAAUUUGAAACAUCAUGGCAAGGAGGCAAGGGUUUGUAGACGUAUCAAGAAGUGGGAGGCAUGCGUCGGGAAAUGCGAAUGGACCAAGGGAGCGCCUGCACCGGGCUAUUGUGAUGGUCGCAACAAUCCGCAACACUAUCCAAAAGAAGUGUACGCAUGCAGAAACACUGGUUGGAAGGAUUGUGUGGGCAAGCAUUGCGAGUGGGUUGAUGGCCCCCAACCAUCAGAGGGCAAGUGCACUAGCCGCUACAAUCGAAAGUACUAUGCCAAACAAGCUCAGGUGUGCCAAAGCAUUUCUGGAUGGAAAGAAUGUGUAGGUUUUUGUGAAUGGGAGUGAAGAAGAUUGGCGCCUUCCUUUACAAGCUGGUGAAAAGUGGCUGCUCUAUCGAGAACAGGAUGGCCUUUACCCUCUUCAUCCACCUCUUCAUUUGGUACUGUAUUUGGUGUGUAUGUGAAGGUGCAGCUUGUGAGUGAAGUCAGAUGCUAUGGGGGAAAAGAAGGAUUCACAAAAUGUUUUGUGCUUUGAUACUUGUGGUGCACUGACUACUGGCCCUAUGAGUUGCGUUUGCAAUUCUACUUUGCAGUGGGGAGACAUGAUGAGCGAAAUGGAUGCCUUUGAUUCUAGUGGGUCAUGAAUUGUCUUGGAUCAAAAUAAGACACUUUGCC